UCGGUGUGCGUGACGUGGCCAAUGGAGUCUGCCAUAUUGGCAGUAGAGUCUCAGAAAUAUCGGUCUAGCAUCGAUCUCGAAUCCAGCUGUAACUGAAGACAUCAAAGAGAAAAAAGAUGGGCAGUCAAUGCCUCAGCCUUUUAGUAAUAACAUGCAUUGUUAUUUGUGUCUUUAACUCUGCAUUUGGAGAUGAACAUAACCAUCAGUAUGAAGAUGGAGAGGAAAUUGUGUUAUGGAUGAACACAGUGGGUCCAUACCACAACAGACAGGAGACCUACUCCUUCUUUUCCUUGCCAUUCUGUCAGGGACCGAAAGAAAAUAUUGGUCAUUACCAUGAAACCCUUGGAGAGGCAUUACAGGGGACAGAACUGGAGUUUAGUGGUCUGGAUAUUGAUUUUAAAGGUGACAUGAAGAAGACAGAGUACUGCUCUGUUACACUGACUGAAGAGAAAUACCAGGCUUUUGUCUAUGCUGUCAAAAACCACUAUUGGUAUCAGAUGUACAUAGAUGAUCUACCUAUAUGGGGAAUUGUAGGUGAAAUUGAUGAAGGAGGUGAUGGCUUCUACAUCUGGACACAUAAAAAGUUUGACCUAGGUCAAAACAAUCAUCAAAUUGUUGAUGUUAAUCUAACAAGUGAAGCAAAGAAAAAACUUGUACUUAAUGAGAAAAUAUCAUUCAGCUAUGAGGUGAAAUGGCAUGAUUCCCCUGUUAAAUUUGCUGACCGAUUUGACAAGUAUUUGGAUCCAAACUUCUUUCAACAUAGGAUCCACUGGUUCAGUAUCUUCAAUUCCUUCAUGAUGGUCAUCUUUUUGGUUGGGUUAGUCAGUAUGAUUCUGAUGAGGACUCUAAGGAAGGAUUAUGCUCGUUACAGUAAGGAAGAGGACUUGGAUGAUAUGGAGAAGGAUCUAGGAGAUGAGUAUGGAUGGAAGCAAGUCCAUGGAGAUGUGUUCAGACCAGCCUCUCACUCCAUGCUGUUCUCAGCUUUAAUUGGAUCGGGCUAUCACAUCUCUUGUGUGGCUCUCUGUGUCAUCAUCUUUGCUAUCCUGGGUGACCUGUAUACUGAACGAGGUUCUUUGCUAAGUACUGCCAUAUUUGUUUAUGCUGCAACAUCACCGGUCAAUGGAUACUUUGGUGGAAGUCUUUAUGCCAGGAUGGGAGGCAAAAUAUGGAUCAAACAGAUGCUGGCAAGUGCAUUCAUGAUGCCAACGCUUGUUUGUGGAACAGCUUUCUUCAUCAACUUUAUUGCAAUAUACUACCAUGCAUCAAGAGCUAUUCCAUUUGGUACCAUGGUGGCUGUGACUUGUAUCUGCAUCUUUGUGAUACUGCCGCUGACCCUGGUGGGAACAGUGUUAGGGAGGAAUCUGGCAGGCCAGCCCAACUAUCCCUGUCGUAUCAAUGCUGUACCACGGCCUAUACCUGAGAAAAAGUGGUUUAUGGAGCCUGCUGUGAUAACUGUGCUUGGAGGAAUCCUGCCAUUCGGCUCUAUAUUCAUCGAGAUGUACUUCAUCUUCACAUCCUUUUGGGCCUACAAAAUAUACUACGUCUAUGGAUUCAUGUUAUUGGUGUUUCUUAUACUCACUGUUGUAACAGUGUGUGUGACCAUUGUUUGUACUUACUUUUUACUGAAUGCAGAGGACUACCGCUGGCAAUGGACAAGUUUCCUAGCUGCAGCAUCAACAUCAGGAUAUGUCUAUCUGUACUCAUUUUAUUACUUUUUCUUUAAAACUAAAAUGUAUGGCUUGUUUCAAACAACGUUUUACUUCGGAUAUAUGGCCCUAUUUAGUUUAGCUCUUGGAGUUAUGUGUGGUACAUUUGGAUACAUUGGAACCAGCUUCUUUGUGAGGAAAAUCUAUUCGACUGUGAAAAUUGACUAAUUUUGUAGUGAUGUUAGAAGGUAUAUGGCUGGCUGGCCACUUGACCUCACCAACAGCUGAUGUGAUACAGUGUGUGACUGGUAUACCUGACUUGGAUGGCUGUGAAUAAUGAUGAGGAUCUGACCAACUGUUAUGCACUGUUGUGUUGCAGAAUGGAUGAGUUCAACAAUUAGACUGUUCCAAAUCUCGGUUUCAACUUUGAGAAGUGAUAUGUACAGUUAUGAGUGAUUUUGGUAAAUCCAACCAGUGUUCUGCAAUCGUGAAUAGAUAGGUGGUAUCUGUAAGACUGCUGUUCUUUGUUAAGACUUUUAUACAUAAGCUUAUGUAUCUGGUAUGUUGUGCAGUUUUUGUUUCUGAAUGAAUAUUAUUGUCAAUGUUUUAAAAACAAUGGAAUGCAUUUAUUUAUAUCUUGAGAUGCCAAUGUUUGGAAUUAGUUGAGUUUUAAAUCUAAAUUCAUCAUCGCUUUGCUCACAGUUGGUAAACCCAUAGUCCUCGCACUCAUGAUGGGCUUUCCUGUAUCAGAAAAAUGACUGCUGGUUGGACAGGAGUUUUAGAUAAAAGAUAUAGAAGUGAUGUAUAGAAAGAAAUCUCCUAACUAAAAUUAUGGAAAACCAUUAAAAUCUACAAAUAUGCUGACUCAGUUGGGUUAUUGGAAAUCAAGCUACAUUUUAGUACAACAUAAUUUUUUCACUACCAAAAUAUUAUCAGCCAUAGUCAUAAUUUAUAGUUGAUAUAUCAAUGCAUUAAAUAUAGCAAAGAAUGUGUUUGAAUGAUGGUGUAUUUAGAAUGCUGUGUUGAUAGUGUGAACUUCAUGGAAGUCUGUUUCAUUGAUUCAUGUCUGAGGGAAAACUGUUUAAACACAUUACCAUGUCAGCUUAACAUUUAAUAUAUUUAUAUAUUGAUGUAGCAAAACUUAUAUUUUGCUGUACUAUAGAAUUUUAGUUGGUUUUAAUUGUAACCAGCUGUAUUUAGUUACUGAUAUCAGAGGAAUUUCAUCUAUGGCUUGACCAUGUGAGAAGUGUAUAUCUAAGAUUGGAGUGCUUGUUAAAUAAUUUUGUUGUAAAAUGUUAAAUUAUUUCUUCAAAGUUUAUGUCUGGUGUAUGAACUUUCUGUGCAUGGGGGAGUGAAUGUAUAUAUAUUCCAAAGAUAAUGGAUGAUAUGUUGUAUGAGGAACUAAAACAUUUCCAGCGUGGUUUUCAGUGUAAAUGAGAAUACAUGUAAUACAGUGUGAAAGGCAUGACUUGAAAAGUUAUUAGACUAGUGUGCUGUACAUAUUGCAAGAUUAUACUGCUAGCAAAUAACGCAGAGGAUGCAGAUUAUAUUGCUAGAAAAUAACGCAGAGGAUGCCAUUUUAUAAGUCGCUGAUUAACUUGUUUAUUAUUGGAGCUGUAAGUAUCAGUAUUGACACUAAGAACAGGAACAUCACUGUGGCCAUAUCAAGGUUACUCUGACGUUUGGUUUGUAUAUCAUGUGGGGGUCAUUUCUUCAUAUUGGAUCAUGAUUUCAUCACGUCAUUGACUUAAAAGUUUCAUGUAGUAUCUGGUUUCAAAUCUAUUUGGUGGUAAAUAUAUUUGUACAUAUGUAAGAUAAAAACCAUGAAUGUGAAGUAAAACCAUGAAAGGAAGACAAUCUUACUUUGUUAUAUUCUGUAAACAGUUCAAAAUGAUGUAUUGUUUGCACCGGGAAAUAUAUGUAUAUCAAAAUUUUAUUAUGUCUGAAUAAAGCUAUAUAUAUAU
Molecule: messenger RNA, 3610 nt
Organism: Pecten maximus
Lineage: Eukaryota; Metazoa; Mollusca; Bivalvia; Pectinida; Pectinidae
Product: transmembrane 9 superfamily member 3-like
Biological process (GO): protein localization to membrane
Cellular component (GO): membrane
Source: RefSeq, a predicted model, not a curated record